GGCCGUGUUUUGGCAACGUACUCACAGGGAACUAUACGGAACCGCUGUCACUGUCGCUGUUACUGACGUUUCUCUCGUGUUGUACCACGCAUGUCCACUGUUAAACCCUAAACUCUCAAGUGGUGACGCCACAUUUGGCAAAGAUGACUCAAAAUCACCUGCCAGGUAUGGAGUCGUCCGCCAUUUCUGUACUGAAGCGGGCGGUGGAAUUGGACCAGAGCGGUCGGUUUUUGGAGUCUCUCGUCUGUUACCAAGAAGGCAUUCAGCUGCUCAUAGACAUUCAAAAAGCAGUGAACGAUGACUCGAAGAGAGGACACUACAGGGAAAAGAUAAAGGGCUAUAUGGACAGGGCAGAACACAUCAAAGCUCAUGUGAACCAGAUGAAGGAAGAGGGGAAGUACCACGAGCAGGUAAGGAUAGCGGAGGAUGCCAUUGGUUACAGUUACGAGGCCAUUUUCAAGCCGUACAUCAGCGGUGCUCUCACAGAGGUCUGGGUGGAGGACCCCUACAUACGACACACUCACCAGUUGUACAACUUCUUGCGGUUCUGCGAGAUGCUACUCAAAGCGUCCUGCAAGGUGAAGACCAUCCACCUCCUGACGUCACCAGAUGAUGUGGAUGUCGGACAACAGACGAGCUCGAUGGCCGAGCUGACGCAGAGCCUCAGUGCUCACGGUGUCACUCUGGACCUGCAGUAUUCCACCACCAUACACGACAGAGAGAUCAGGUUUGAUAACGGUUGGAUCAUCAAGAUCGGAAGAGGGCUGGAUUACUUCAAGAGACCAAAAGGACGGUUCUCCAUUGGAUACUGUGACUAUGACCUCAGGCAGUGCCACAAGACCACAGUAGACAUUUUCCAUAAAAAACACACCAAAACCCUAUGAGACACACACAGCCAAUUACCUUCCAUUCAACUCCAUGACAUGUUGUGUCAAUGACUUGCACAAAUACACAUAUUUUUGUUUUUGAAUGGCAUAUAGUAGAACAAAAUGAGAGUGAUCUGGUGCAUUUUAUAAAGAAACUGUGGGGUUUCGUUCAAGAAAAUUUGCAACAAUACCAGAUCAUUAUAAUAUUAUUUUGCUUCAUCUUGCUCUGUCUUGUUUGUGCUCGCUAUCUAUUUUUUUACAGAUGUGUUUUAUGAGUCAUAUUAAAGAGUGUAAUUUUUAUGCCAUUUCGAACAAA
Hippocampus comes (tiger tail seahorse) is the source of this 1182-nucleotide messenger RNA. It is a transcript of the gene mitd1, whose product is annotated as MIT, microtubule interacting and transport, domain containing 1. Lineage: Eukaryota; Metazoa; Chordata; Actinopteri; Syngnathiformes; Syngnathidae. The record is from RefSeq and is a predicted model, not a curated record. The coding region runs from base 144 to 884 and encodes 246 amino acids. The transcript is spliced from 7 exons.